AUAUCCAAACACAAACACACGUAAUUGGCUACGAUAAAACCCAUCAUUCAUUUGUUUCGGACCAAUUUGCAAUAUCUCAUAGUCACUAAGAAGAAUAUACAAAAUGGGCUUUGUUAGACCUGUUUGCAUGACAAUCCUCUUUCUUUUGAUUGUAUUCGUUCUUUCGGCGCCGUCCUCGGCCAUGGACCUUCCCGCCACAUCCGGUGGUCACAACCGGAGCAACGAGGAGGUUGAGUUUAUUUUCCAAAUGUGGAUGUCCAAGCACGGGAAGACUUAUACCAAUGCUCUCGGAGAGAAGGAACGGCGUUUUCAGAACUUCAAGGACAAUCUCCGUUUCAUCGACCAGCACAAUGCAAAGAACCUCUCUUACCAGCUUGGUUUGACUCGGUUUGCAGACCUAACCGUUCAAGAGUACCGAGACCUUUUCCCUGGAAGCCCUAAACCGAAACAAAGGAAUCUCAAAACCAGUCGUAGGUACGUGCCACUCGCCGGAGAUCAGCUCCCAGAGUCAGUUGACUGGAGGCAAGAAGGUGCAGUGUCGGAAAUUAAAGACCAAGGCACUUGCAACAGCUGCUGGGCGUUCUCCACAGUGGCAGCAGUAGAGGGAUUAAACAAGAUUGUGACAGGAGAGUUAAUCUCAUUGUCCGAGCAAGAAUUGGUCGACUGCAACCUAGUCAACAACGGUUGUUAUGGAUCAGGACUAAUGGACACAGCUUUCCAGUUCCUUAUCAAUAACAAUGGUCUUGAUUCCGAAAAAGAUUAUCCAUACCAGGGCACUCAAGGCUCCUGUAACCGCAAACAGUCUACCUCAAACAAGGUCAUCACGAUUGAUAGCUACGAGGAUGUGCCAGCGAAUGAUGAGAUUUCCUUACAAAAGGCGGUUGCUCACCAGCCCGUGAGUGUUGGCGUUGACAAAAAAUCCCAAGAAUUUAUGCUCUAUCGAUCGUGUAUAUAUAAUGGACCAUGCGGAACAAAUCUUGACCAUGCACUUGUUAUCGUCGGGUACGGUAGUGAGAACGGUCAGGACUAUUGGAUCGUGAGAAACUCAUGGGGAACGACUUGGGGAGAUGCUGGCUACAUUAAGAUUGCUCGUAACUUUGAAGAUCCAAAAGGUCUCUGUGGAAUUGCGAUGCUUGCUUCAUAUCCUAUUAAGAAUUCGGCUUCCAAUGCAUGAGAGUUAUCAUGUGUUUGUUUCAGUAUGUCUAAAGGAAUCUGCCCUAGUACUUUGAAAAGAGACUGUUAUGAGUGUCUGGAUUUUUAAGAUGUUUUAGGCUUUUAGCCAUGGUUGCUGACUCAAUAAAAUGUUUCUACGUUCG
Arabidopsis thaliana (thale cress) is the source of this 1316-nucleotide messenger RNA. Its product is annotated as Cysteine proteinases superfamily protein. The record is from RefSeq and is marked reviewed. Gene Ontology annotation, biological process: proteolysis. Lineage: Eukaryota; Viridiplantae; Streptophyta; Magnoliopsida; Brassicales; Brassicaceae. Gene Ontology annotation, molecular function: cysteine-type peptidase activity. The transcript has 4 exons. The coding region runs from base 104 to 1174 and encodes 356 amino acids.